Molecule: messenger RNA, 539 nt
Organism: Gamsiella multidivaricata
Lineage: Eukaryota; Fungi; Mortierellomycota; Mortierellomycetes; Mortierellales; Mortierellaceae
Exons: 2
Coding region: 114-506 (130 amino acids)
Source: RefSeq, a predicted model, not a curated record
GGAUCAUCUCUCAGCAACUCUCAGCUCUCUCUCCAUUUUAAUACCCACGCUGUUCAGGCAGAUCCCUUCCUUCGACACUUAAUCACAACUUUAAGAAUAUAUAUAAUCAGAAAAUGCGUCUGAUCAAACAGAACAUGGACGAUGCUGCCGCUGCGGAGGCUAUGCGCGGAGGUGCCAUCGGUGCCCUCAAGUACUGCAGUGUUGCCUUGUUCGCCGGGGGCGUCCUCCAGGCCACCUGGCCCAAAUUUGCAGCCGUUCGACCUCCACAAAAGGCAUGGCUGAUGGUCGCAGCGUUCUUGGGAGGAUUUGGCAACGGGUCUGACACAACAUUCACCAAUUUUGAGCGACGGGAUCGGGAAAUGCAGAUCAGAAUCGCAGAGCAAAAGCGUCAUGAUAUCCUCUACGGCGGCGGGGAAGAACAGCGCAAAACUGCGGCUGCCUCCUUGUCAUCGCCAUCACCGCCAUCAUCACCUUCUACAGGGUCUUCUUCUGCACCAACAGCGUAGAUUUGCAACUCUAUAAAUAUAUAUAAUAAACAU